CCGCAUUACUGUUGCUCUUAGCAAACCUAUUUGCAUCUUCUCGAUAUCCCUAAAGCCUUAACUUAGGGUUUAUUCGAUCUGCUUCACCUCAAUUCCCAGCCCCGACACGUAUUCAACGUCGUUCAGCUCUAAUUCAAAGAUGGUUCCAGAUCUGACUUAUGAACCUGCUAUUUACUGUAAUUGUGGGUUAAAAUCUCCGUUGUAUGUUGCCAGGGAGAAUGGCUGGAAAUUUUACGGGUGUCAACGUUGGAAAGAAGGAGGAUGUGGAUUCUUGACUUGGGAAAAGGAAGGUGGAAACAACAAUGAGUCUUCUGAAUCAGACUUCCAGGAGGUAAAGAAUUUUCUGGUUCAGUUGAGAGAUGAAAUACAGUCUCUUGGUCGCGAGCUUGCUGAAAGUGCAGAAAGGAGAAAAUAUAAUUCACUGGCUAUAAUUGUAGUAAUGAUAGUUGUGGUAGCAACAACUGUCAUGAAAAUUGUACUAGAAAGCAGUAAAUGAUAGCUAUGGUAGGUGUAGUUAGUGAGGUGCUGUGGUAGUUCAUUAGGGCUGUGGUGGUACUAUUAUGGCUGUGUUAAUUGUAGUUGGUAGUCUAGAAUUUGCAGCAAUGUGUAUGACAAUAUGUCUCUUAUUAUCUUAAAUUUGGUUAUUUGGAUGUGUGAAUUUGAUGGUGUUUAAAGCCUUGUUUAUAUAUGUCUGUAGCCUUGUUUGUGAAAUUUUAUUUAUGUAUUGUGGAA
Molecule: messenger RNA, 732 nt
Organism: Cuscuta epithymum
Lineage: Eukaryota; Viridiplantae; Streptophyta; Magnoliopsida; Solanales; Convolvulaceae
Source: the annotation of a GenBank genome assembly